GAGGGGAGUGGCAGGCUGAACAGAUGGACAAAGGCUGCCUGUUCAACAUACACUCUGCAAACCUCACAUUAUCCUUCUUCGCCUGUCAUGGUGCUAACCUCAGUUCUCGAGAUUCUCGAUUUUAGAGGACUACUGCUCUUCAUAGUGGCAUUUCUCUUGGUGGCAGACUAUGUGAAGAACAGAAACCCCCCGAAUUACCCACGUGGCCCUUUCUCUCUUCCACUCCUAGGAAAUGUCUUCAACGUUGACUCGAAGGAGCCGCAUAUAUAUUUGACAAAGCUAGGCCAUGCCUACAACGAUAUAUUCAGUCUGCGAUUAGGAAGAGACAAAGUGGUCUUCAUUACUGGUUAUAAACUGGUGAAGGAGGCCCUGGUGACUCAGGCUGAAAACUUUCUGGAUCGGCCCUACAGUCCAUUACAGUGUCGAGUCUACUCGGGCAAUGCUGGACUCUUCUUCAGUAAUGGUGAAAUGUGGAAGAAGCAACGACGUUUUGCUCUGUCAACACUGAGGAAUUUUGGGUUGGGAAAGAAAACAAUGGAGCUGACCAUCUGUGAAGAGAGCCGCUUCUUACUUGAUGAGAUUGACAAACAGAAAGGAGGCGCUUUUGACCCAACCAUUCUUUUCAACAAUGCGGUUUCCAAUAUCAUCUGUCAAAUGGUGUUCGGCCAGAGAUUUGAUUAUGCAGACCACCAAUUCAGGACAAUGCUAAAAUACAUAUCUAAAAGCAUUCAAUUAGAGGGGUCCAUUUGGGCACAGCUCUAUGAAGCAUUUCCCACCAUCAUGAAGCAUCUUCCUGGGCCACACAAUGACAUGUUCAGUAACUACAAAUUAUUGCAAGCCUUUGUUAAAGAGGUUGUUGUCAAACACAAGGCCGAACUGGAUCCCUCAGAGCCUCGAGACUACAUCGACAGCUUCCUAAUUGAGAUUAUGAAGAAGCCACAUGAAACAACAGAUGGUUUUGAUGAAGAGAACAUCAUUCCAUGUGUUCUAGACCUGUUUCUGGCUGGGACCGAAACUACAUCCACUGCAUUAUGUUGGGGUCUCAUAUACCUCAUCACUUACCCAGAAGUACAAGAAAAAGUUCAGGAGGAGAUAGACAGAGUGAUUGGACGCUCAAAGGAGCCGAGUAUAGCCGACAAGGCCAACAUGCCCUACACUGAGGCUGUCAUCCACGAGAUCCUGAGAUUCGGAGAUAUUGUACCAAUGAAUGGCUUGCGGAUGGCUGACAAAGACACAACCCUUGGAGAGAGCUUCAUCCCAAAGGGUACAGCAAUUUUACCCAUACUGCACUCGGUUCUCUUUGAUGAGAAUGAAUGGGAGACACCCUACGAGUUCAAUCCUGGGCACUUUUUAGACAAAGAGGGCAAGUUUGUGAGGCGGGACGCAUUCAUGCCCUUUUCUGCAGGAAAGAGGGUCUGUUUGGGGGAGCAGCUCGCGAGAAUGGAGCUCUUCCUUUUCUUUGUCACUUUGUUCAGAAAAUUUCGAUUUUCAGCAGCAGAGGGUGAGAAACUCAAUCUUGAUGGAGUGAUAGGAGUAACACGCACCCCACACCCCUUCAAGAUCCAUGCAACGGCACGCUGAUUCUAUUAUGCCAAUAAAUCAACAUUAUAAAGCAAUAUAAUACUAACGUCAUUGAAUAUGACAAUGUAUCUGUUUAACAUUAAUGAAGAUGAUGUCCUGUCUUUUGCUGACUUAUAUAAAGUUCAGUAGUUCCUGAUUAAUUAAUGGGUGUGAGAGAAUACAUAUUUAGUUCCCAUGUGUCAAACAUGCAUAAACCUGCUUAGUAAUGCCUAGUCUAUAAAAACUAAUAGCGUGAUAGAUGAACAUUGCCCUAGAAAAAAAAUAGAGAAAAGGUCACUAGAACAAGUUAAACAUUAUAGAAUCAUCUACCUGUUGGAACCAAUUUCAGAUUGUGGGGUCAAGGGGAUGAAGUUCAAGAUUUUUAAGUUGACAGAUAAUACAUAGCAACAGAUAUUAGUCGGACACAUAAACAAGGUUUUGUCAUGAUAAUAAACAAUGUUGAAAUCCAUAGUCACGUC
Messenger RNA from Carassius auratus (goldfish), 2039 nucleotides. Its product is annotated as cytochrome P450 2J2. The record is from RefSeq and is a predicted model, not a curated record. The transcript has 9 exons. Gene Ontology annotation, cellular component: cytoplasm; intracellular membrane-bounded organelle. Gene Ontology annotation, molecular function: oxidoreductase activity, acting on paired donors, with incorporation or reduction of molecular oxygen, reduced flavin or flavoprotein as one donor, and incorporation of one atom of oxygen; iron ion binding; heme binding. Gene Ontology annotation, biological process: xenobiotic metabolic process. Lineage: Eukaryota; Metazoa; Chordata; Actinopteri; Cypriniformes; Cyprinidae. Bases 88 to 1581 code for a protein of 497 amino acids.